AUGGGGCUCUCUGCAACGCUGUGGUUCCUGAUGGGGCUCACCGCUGGCAGUAUGGCCGCACCCCUACUGCGAUGGAGCGAUGAUGACGCCGCUGUCAUGGCGCUGUACAGCGCUGAUUACUACAACAAGGUCUCCAGAGAAGACGUCCUCUAUGGGCUCCUGGAGAACGACACGGAAUACAUCACUGAUGAGAAAUCUCGCUUUCACCAACUUUCAUUCUCAAUACAAGAAACCGGGUGCCAGAAAAGUGACAAGACGCCGACCGACGGCUGCGCAUUCAAGGAGGGCGGCGUUGUCAAGUCCUGCACAUCAGACUUCUUCGAGGACGACGACCGGGACAUGGUUGUGGUGACCUGCCAGAACCAAGACGGCCAUCGAGAACACUCAAGAGUGAGAAGAUCACACGAGGCGGUCGAGGAGGUGGUGGCGGCCGAGGGGGAAGGGGUGGUAGCGGCGGACGCGGUGGAAGAGGAGGUGGAAGAUCUGGAUCUGGCUCUUCCAUCGCGGGAGUCGGGAGCCGCGGGAGGUGGCGGCCGCCAUGCCUAA
Staurois parvus is the source of this 546-nucleotide messenger RNA. The record is from the annotation of a GenBank genome assembly. Lineage: Eukaryota; Metazoa; Chordata; Amphibia; Anura; Ranidae.